AUGGAUCUCACGAGCUCAGGGUCGUCGACCGGUGCAAGCCCGACUGGUGCAAUUCGCACACGAAAUAAGACUGCGCCUGGGGCGAUCGCGAAGAGAGCAUGCGACCAGUGCAAGUUCCGCAAGAUCAAAUGCAGCUUGUCGCAACCAUGCAAGGCCUGUCAGUCGAUGGGGUUUGACUGCACAUUCCUUCAGCCGCAGAAAAAGCGCGGGCCAACCGGGCAUCGCGUGUCGCAAAUCCGACAGCAACAAACUCCUAUCAUCCCCAGAAGCUCAUCAGAAUCUUCGCUAUCGAAACAAGAUGCUUUUCAAUAUCACGUUCCAACAACGGAGGCGGGCCAGUCCGUUCCUAUGGCGGGAACAUCCUGGGCACCUCCUCACGGGGAAGUCACGAUGCCCAUGAAUGGACCAGCCGGGGCCGGUCCUUCGCCUACAUUAGUAGAUGCUUGGGGAAACGAGACACCGUCCUUGGACUCUACCAGCAUCGGCGCGGUGGGCUGGACCGACCGCCCCGAUGUGGAAUAUUGGCUUCCCGACCAUCUGGGCGCCCAGGUCCCCGUAUUCGAAUUCCCUGGAAGCAACAUCUAUCUCAAAUCUUCUUUGCCGUCUAUUAUUCAACCAGUGCCUGAUGUGUUAGCCAUGCAUAUGCCCCAGCAGGAAGAGCACGGAAUACCCUUCUCGCCAGCGGUGGGGUCGAUGCAGUCCGGAAGCCAUGACGGAGGCGAUGAAUUCUGGCCAACUUCAAUCAAUGAAGCGAACAUGGUACCCUGGAUCGACGUCUAUUUUGACCGACUACACCCGACUCUCCCGUUGCUGAGUCGGUCGUCCUUGUUCACACGGAUGUUGUGUCAAGAGCAUCGCAAAAAUCCCCAAUUCGGAUCAAUGAUACUCUCACUAUGUGCAUUUUCUUUAACGCAGCCAAUCGAAAUCAACGAACGUGCGACAACCUCAUCGCGUGCUACACAAGCACGGUUGAUGAUGGACGAGGCCACCAGAAUGCGGAGCUGCUCCGACUUCGGUGAACAUCCCACUAUAGAAGCCGUCUUAACAAGCUUCUUCCUAUUUGGUUGUCUAUUUGGAAGUAACCAGCACAAUGCUGCAUGGCUUCGCUUGCGGGAAGCCCUGGACCUUGCGUCUACAUUGGGGCUAAAUGAUCCCAAUUUAUAUCAGGAUUUAUCUAGCGAUGAGAAAGGCCAGCGUCUGCGCACAUAUCUCGUCUUAUCAAUCACAGAAAGAGCCUAUGCACUUCAGCGGUUACACCCGGUGACAUUCUCGGGGAAGCCAGGUUUCAGCAUGCGUUCCGUGCACGACUUUCUCCACAAUGCAACGCAUAGUCUUGUCUCCGGCAUCAUCGUCCACAACGAGAAUGAUGCCGAAGGCAUGAUGGGAUUGGCGCGAUUGAUGGAAUUAUUCGACGCCAUCGACGAAGACUUCAUCUGUUGCUGGAAUCGACGCUGCGACCUCACCAACGGCUUUUGCCAAACAUUCACUGAAGCCAAGGCAUUAUCGAUGCAUGCUAGCCUUGACCGGAUCAGCCAAGCUGAACGGUACAAGGGAUACGACUGGUUUGAGCGAGCGAAAGAGGACCGGAAUGACAACAAUGCCCUGCUCUCGAUUGGCUUGCGAGAAACGCAGGCCGCAGACGUCUUCGUCACCCAGAAAUGGCUUCAGAACCGCGUAUGGCUCUCAUGCCUGAAUCACGGUCUCCUCAGAACCCAUUCCGAGCGGCCCGAGCUAACUUUCGGCUACGCGGUGUCCAUUGCAGAAUCAACACUUCAGCUUUGUCGGUCAUUACGACUAAGCUCCUUGGAGGCUCAUGGGAUAGGACAUACUGAAAAGAUGUACGAUAUCGCUGUUACGGCAACCGAUAUUCUCUGUAACAUCAGUCCGCCCUUCGGGACAGGAAUGACACCUCUGGGCAACUUUUCUGAAACAACAUCUGCAACCUCCACUCCACAGAGCCUCGCUGAAGACUUCGUGCUGUUGCUGAGCAGCUUCCGAGGAGGCAAUCAUCCAUUCUUGGAGAAGUACAAAACCCACCUCCGCUCACUACGAAUUCCGGGGAGUUGGUCCCAGCAAUGACUUUGGCCCCAUCGUGUGUGAAUAAAUGAUGCCAGUAUGAAACGAAAUGUAC
Messenger RNA from Penicillium cinerascens, 2131 nucleotides. RefSeq names its product CeGAL family transcription factor. Bases 1 to 2079 code for a protein of 692 amino acids. The transcript has 5 exons. Gene Ontology annotation, biological process: DNA-templated transcription; regulation of DNA-templated transcription. Lineage: Eukaryota; Fungi; Ascomycota; Eurotiomycetes; Eurotiales; Aspergillaceae. Gene Ontology annotation, molecular function: DNA-binding transcription factor activity, RNA polymerase II-specific; zinc ion binding; DNA binding. The record is from RefSeq and is a predicted model, not a curated record.